Anastrepha obliqua is the source of this 3168-nucleotide messenger RNA. RefSeq names its product transmembrane channel-like protein 7. The record is from RefSeq and is a predicted model, not a curated record. Gene Ontology annotation, cellular component: plasma membrane. Lineage: Eukaryota; Metazoa; Arthropoda; Insecta; Diptera; Tephritidae. The transcript has 10 exons. The coding region runs from base 107 to 2692 and encodes 861 amino acids. Gene Ontology annotation, molecular function: mechanosensitive monoatomic ion channel activity.
AGUAGUUUUUCCUUUGUCUUUCUUUGGUUUAAUUUGGUUUAAUUUAGUUAAUUUUAUUAUUUUUUUGUGUUAAUCAUGUAUAAUCUGAGGUAAAAAACCUAACUCAAUGUCGCGCCGCGGCCAGGAAAAUCGGAUCUUUGUCUCCGAUAGCAGUGAAGAUUUUGAUAGGAUUGAGGUGCUUACCACGUCAACAUCGUCAUCGCGAAGCGAACUAUUUACGCAACCAGGAGGCAGCCAAAAUCUGCUAACCAGCAUUGUUAGUGGACAGCAACUGAGAGUCUUCGGCACUGCAAAUUCAAGUGAUGACAAUAAAAGUAAGCUAAGCGAUUGUGGCGGCAGUCGUGAAGGUACAGAGGAGCAGUGUGGCGAUGAAUCCAUAGAAUUAAUUGGUCAUUUCGGAGGACUUAAGCAUCCCAGGCGGGCAACUUCGCCGAUGGCAGUGCUGGCUGGUAGCUUCAGUCGUGGUGCAACACCCACGAAUAUGGUGCGGCGCUGGUCACAAGCAUUGACACGCUUUGAUCGAGAUAAGCAUAGCAUACGAGAGAAGACCAUAUAUCGCAUGGCAUCGCGUAAAUUUUUCGAAGUUGAUGGAAAACUGCUCUCUACUAGUGGUGUGGAUGCGGAAAAUGAAGUCGAAUUGUUGGCACAGGAAAUCGAGCAGCAUGAUGGUCUUAUGCAAGAUACCGCACUCAGCCAUCAACAUAGGCUUGAAACACUGCGUGCACUGCCACAGCCGCUUUGCGUAAAGCGGCUGCUUAAGCGAAAAUUGGCCAUCACAAUUGAACAACAGACCAUCAAUAAGCAAGACUGUAGCUGCUGCCACAACUUCACUAAUACUUUCAUAAGUUUUCUACUAAGAAGUUGGAAGCUCAUAGGUGCUAUAAGUCAUAGUUGCGAAAUUUGGUAUGACGAGCUCAAGGCAAUCGAGGGUCAUUUUGGUUGUAACGUUAGUUCCUUUUUUAAAUUUCUUCGUUGGCUACUAAUGCUAAAUGUGUUGGUAUUGCUUUGUGUUUUCACCUUCAUCACAUUUCCACAAAUACUCUACAAUGCAAUAGCAACGGAGGUGUAUCUCAAUGAAACAUUUUUAGCUGAAAAUUAUACAGAAAGGCAUAGCGAAAGCGCGACUGGGCUCUUCACAAACAUAUUAACCGGAGAAGGUUGGCUGCAAAACUCACUAAUUUUCUACAGUGGCUACAGUAAUGCAACAUUUCGCCUACAUCCUGCACUUAGUCAAUACAGCUUACCACAAUCAUAUUUCAUGACAAUGCUUGUGCUCUACUUGCUAAUAUUUAUAGUUAUUUCCACAAAAAUGGCACGGGUGUAUCGCAUUAGCUUCAUUCAAGCCGCUGGUGGUGCUAGAGGUAUGAUGACGGCUAAAACUUUUUGCGUUUGGGAUUUUGGCAUUUCCAAUCGCAAAGCGGCUGAGUUGAAGCACAUCGCAAUUUUUGCCGAACUUAAGGCAGUACUUAAUGAGAGGGCUGUGCCCAAGAGAAAAUUAACAAUUUGGUGGCGUAUUUGGUUUAUCUGCUCGCGUGUCAUUGCACAUGUGCUAGUGGCUGCUAUAAUAGGUGGUGCGGGAAUAGGCGUGUGGAUAUUGCUGAAAGAACUUGAUUCAACUGAUGCUGUGGCUGGCUGGAGAACCCUUUCAACUGCCGGCAUAUUAAAUCUUACAAUGCUCUUAAUGCAAUCCGUCUUAUCGUGGAUUUCGAGGAUGGAAGAUUAUCGUACGCCCCGCCGUACGCUACACAUAGCCUUGCUGAGGAAUUUCAUGUUGGAGGCGGUUAUUAUUAGCGUGCUGGUAUACUUCCUGCUAACAAAGAAAUACAGCGAAUGCUGGGAAACUCAUAUCGGACAGGAGUUGUAUCGUUUCAUUGUAAUGGAUUCCUUCAUUUGCCUGAUUAUUAUACCUUUCCUCUGUGGCGCACGCGCACUUUUGUCAAGUGUUUACUGGCCUUGGCUUGGUGGGCCCGAGUUCGAUAUUUCACAAAAGAGUUUAGGUCUCGUUUACAAUCAAACUCUUUUGUGGUUAGGUUUGCUAUUUGCACCACUGCUUGUCGCCAUUAUCGUUUGCAAAAUGUUCCUCAAAUUCUACAUUAAUAAAACUCUAUUGCUGCAUCUAUGCAAGCCAUCCUGUCACAUUUGGCGUGCGGCGCAAACACAAACGCUUUUCCUGGUUUUCACUUUUGUAUCACUGCUGGGCGUUAUUUUGACGCUGGGCUAUAUUAUGACACAGCUACCCAUGAGUGCGCAGUGUGGCCCAUUUCGUGAAUCCAGUUAUAUGUUUCAAAUAUUUAUAGACGGUGUUUUGCAGCUACGUCAAAACCAAACGCUCUGGCGUCUUCUCACACUGCUCAUACGUCCAGCUGCUGUGGGCAUAAUGUUAGUCAUAAUGAGCAGCCUGGUUUACUAUUUGCGCGCCAAGUCGCGUGCACGCCGUCUAAUGGUGAAGCUGUUGAAAGAAAUGAUAUAUUUGGAGGCUAAAGAUAAGGAAUUUCUGCUGAAUCGUAUUAUGAAUUUUACGAAAAAUCGCGACACAUCACUUUUCGAUAAAAAAUCACUUGGCAAAGGGCGACAACAAACGAUUCAAACACCACCAACAGUUGAAGUUUUUGUACAAAAUGAAAUUGCAACUAUUCAGAGCAAUGCGGCAGCACGAAGCGACGGUUUCAUUCUACGUAGUCGUAAUGCUUAGUUAAGUAUUUUAAUUAUUUUAGAUCACAAGGCAAGCUAUAUAGUGAUACAUUUUGUUUGUAAUUAUUUAUUUGAAUCGAACAAAUUAUAAAUCGUCGCUGCUGUUGUAACGGCAUAAAACAAUCUGCAUGCAAUUUUCAAGAAUGCUGCGGAAGUGACAAUCUUUGCCCGGCUGUAAAAACAGGUCGUUCCAACAAGCGCGGAAAUGCUCCGAUUUAGAGAAUUAUUUUACUGAUGUCCUAUUAUAUACUCUACAUAAUUAUAAUUCAUUUAUGAAAUCUACUUAAAAUUAUGUGUGUAUGUAUGUAUAUAUUUGUUAUAUUUAUUUGCUAAGACAGUAUAAAACGUAAAACACAAUUAGUUUGUGUUAGUUUGUUCAUGUGUGGCGUUAAAGUGAAUGCAAUUUAAUUUAUUAUUAAGCUGAAACUGACCGUUGUGGCAAUAACAAAACUAUUAGGUGAAAUAUAUUAAAAAUAU